UCGCCCGUCGCCCAUUGCAUCCCCUUCUCUUUCCGGAAUCCGCACACGGCAACUCGUGUCUUUUUGGAAGCCCGGUCCUCCUCCUCCUCGCCUUCCCCUCUUUCCCAUUUCGGUCGGAAGCUCUUCUUAUCGGCCGCUCUCGUAUCCCUAUCUCUAUCAAUUGGGUUGGGUUGUUGAUGGCCGCGACGAGCCAAGCGAGCCUGCUCCUCGCGAAGCAGCUGAAAGAUCUUACCAAGAAUCCUGUGGACGGGUUCUCGGCCGGCCUGGUUGAUGAUACCAAUAUUUUUGAGUGGAACGUGACUAUCAUCGGCCCCCCCGAUACGCUCUAUGAUGGUGGCUAUUUUAAUGCAAUUAUGAGCUUUCCUGCCAACUAUCCCAAUAGCCCUCCAACAGUCAGAUUUACAUCAGAGAUGUGGCAUCCAAAUGUUUAUCCUGAUGGCCGUGUUUGCAUAUCAAUUCUUCAUCCACCUGGGGAAGACCCAAAUGGAUAUGAGCUCGCAAGUGAGCGUUGGACACCUGUGCAUACAGUUGAGAGCAUAGUACUGAGUAUUAUCUCUAUGCUUUCUAGUCCUAAUGAUGAAUCUCCAGCUAACAUUGAAGCUGCUAAGGAAUGGAGGGAGAGGAGGGAUGAAUUUAAGAAGAAAGUCAGCCGCAUUGUUAGACGAUCCCAAGAAAUUCUGUAAGAGCUUGAAAGAGUGGAGCUUUGUCGGAGAUAAAAGGGUCUGCCCAGCUUCAUGCUGGUCUCUGUGGAAGUCUUGUGGUAUGGGAGAGAUGCUGCAUAUCCAGUGGCAGUCUCUUACAACUCUUGUAGAUUUUCCAUUGUCUUCCAGUGGUGGUCUCGUUUUUGUCUCUCAACAAACUGCGGUUGCACGCUAUUUGGUCGUUUGCUUAUCUAAUGUGGGUUUGGUGAGUUUCAAGUGUCUUGGUCUGUUGUAAUGAUUCUAGGGGACACAUCUCACUACUGUAACCCUCUUCAUUUCUAUAAAUUAUGAUCGCUUCAGUUUAGUGAAGUUGGGCCUUCUUCUUUUUCA
Messenger RNA from Phoenix dactylifera (date palm), 1031 nucleotides. Its product is annotated as ubiquitin-conjugating enzyme E2 7. The record is from RefSeq and is a predicted model, not a curated record. Lineage: Eukaryota; Viridiplantae; Streptophyta; Magnoliopsida; Arecales; Arecaceae.